Gordionus sp. m RMFG-2023 is the source of this 2750-nucleotide messenger RNA. RefSeq names its product actin-binding LIM protein 1-like. The record is from RefSeq and is a predicted model, not a curated record. The transcript has 19 exons. NCBI's taxonomy places the organism in Eukaryota, Metazoa, Nematomorpha, Gordioida, Chordodea, Parachordodidae. Gene Ontology annotation, molecular function: actin filament binding. Gene Ontology annotation, cellular component: actin cytoskeleton. Bases 159 to 2447 code for a protein of 762 amino acids. Gene Ontology annotation, biological process: lamellipodium assembly; cytoskeleton organization.
CCAUUUUCAGUUUGCACUUUUCUUAUUCCUUUAUUUCAUAUAUUUUUGCUAUGUUCAGCUUAAAUCGAUAAAAUUUAUGUCAUUAUUUGAAAAAUUUUGAAGGAUAAUAUUAUGACAUUAAUAUCUUAAAUAUUUAUAUAGUUAUUCAAAUUACUUACAUGGCAAAAUUGAAAUGCGCCAAAUGUUCAAAGACUUGCAAGGGACACGUUCUCAAAGUCGAUGAUAAAUAUUACCAUAAACUGUGCUUCGAGUGUAUAGAAUGUUCUGCGCCUUUGAAGGAAAUUAAUUUUUGCGUGCGAGAAGGUUUUCUAUAUUGUCAAAAUCAUUUCAACCAAAAAUAUGGCACCCGAUGCCAUAAAUGCGGACAAUACAUGAGUGGAGAAGUUAUAACGGCCGAAGGAAAAUUUUAUCACCCCGAUUGCUUUUUGUGCUACACCUGUGGUGUAAAGAUGGCUCCCGGUAACGAGAUACUCGAUACCGGAAAUGGUAUAUCUUGCGACUUAUGCGCAUCUCGUCUUAAACUCCCUUCUCCUAUUAAAUCUGUAUCACGUGACGUUGAGACUCGACAUAUGGGAGAUCAUGGGCUUGAUGCCCGACCAAUCAUUAACGGGGAUUUGGGAUCUAACGGUCAUCCUACACCGGACCAUGUGACGAUUAACGGUAAUUUGGUUACUCUGAUGAAUGAAUCACCUUACUCACAAGUUCCUUGCUCUCAGUCAAAGAAGACAAAUAAUUUGAGCGGCGACAGCAUCAAUAAUAAGCUUAUCAGUGCCGACGGAACUAUUAUCGGACCUCUAGAUUCUCUGAAAUGUGAAUCAUGUCAUGAAAUUAUAAAGGGCCAAUUGUUGCAGGCUGGUGAUAAAUUUUUCCACCCCGAAUGCGGUCGAUGUAUAAUUUGUGAUCAACCCUUCAAAGAAGCGGAAGAUGUAUAUUUAUUAGGCACUGAUAUAUGGCAUUCUUAUUGCGCCUUUCCUAAAGACAACACCUAUUCAUUUGAUGCCAGUCAUUCAGCCAACACUAGCUUUUUCUCCCGUGGUUCAACUCCAUAUUCUAGUCUUGAUAGAAGCAGAAAUCCAUAUGGUGGUGGGCUAUGUUAUUACCCCCAUCAAAGCAAUAGCGUUUACGAAUAUGAUACCAACAAUGAAUGGGGUGUAGCUCAAAUCUACACUAUAAGCUAUUUAUAUCCCGGUAAUGAUCAAGGCUAUCUUAGAACCACUCUCCCCAUCAAAGUUCCCAAGUCGCCACAUUUUCACAGACCUCCUGGACGAUUUACCUAUCACAGAGAUAAGGGAAGAUUUAUGAUACCGGCUAAGAAGAAAGGGAUGAUUGCCAUGGUGGAGAAUAUGGAGGACACCGUAUCUUUCUCACGUCGAUCUUCCCCUUCUUCCUGUUCUCAACAUCCCUCUUACAAGAAUAUCCUGCCAUUAGAUUCAUCACAUCCAGUUAUUACUUCCGUCUCUGGUCAAGACCCACAAGAACCAAUAGAAUUAGCCCAUUACCCGGCCGCUAAAAAGCCCGACCUUGAAGAAAUAUCACAUCCCAAAAUUGAGAGGGAGGAUUGGCCGGGACCGCCAUACGGUCCUGCUAUACCCGAACGAAAAUAUUUAUGGAUUAGGCCCGAGGAUAUGUUCAUAGAAGAAAAGGAAGCUAUUGAAGUGGAAAAGGCUAAAAUAAAAAAAGAAACUAAAUAUUUAGAAAAACUUGAAUCUGGUCUUGGAAAGGUAUUUUUAAAGGAUUUAGAAGAGAAAGAAAGGAGGAUUCCUUCUAUGUUACCUAAAUUGAUAGAUCCAAGAAAUGCAUCACGUACUCCUUCGGCUAGAAAAGAGCCACGUAUCCCUACUAGAUACGGCUCCCCCAUUUGGGCAUCGCCAUCUAGAUACGUAACCUAUCCAUCAAAAUUCAAAAGACCCGAUGAUACAUAUUUAUGUAAAUAUCACAGUUAUCGAAAUUCGCCUUGUCAAAUGAAUUAUCCCGAUAAGGAUUAUUGUAAGAAUAUCGAAGUAUUAUCAAAAUCCUCGACGCUCCCUGGUAUCAGCGCUGAAGAAUUGACCGCAGAAGAAAUUCAGUAUUACAUGAACGAAAAUCAUAGAGCUAAAAGCGCCGAAUUAGCCAAUAUAUCUCAGCAGGAAUUGCAAAAUGAUAUUGAAGGGCCUGACCAAAAAUAUAUUUACCGUGGACCCAUGAUUAAUGAGAUGUACAGGAUGUUUCCACAUACGGCUCAUCACAGACGUUCAAUGCCGAAUAUGAGUGAAUCUGUCAAAGUGUACCCUUAUCAUUUGCUCAAAACUACUAAUAGAAAGUUACCUAAAGAUGUGGAUCGCACCUUUCUUGAAAGACAUUUAGCCUUAGAUGAAUUUAAGUAUCUAUUUGGAUGCACUCCCAUAGAAUUUUACAAGUUGCCAGAAUGGAGAAGGAAUUUAAUGAAAAAGGCCGCUAAAUUAUGGUGAAUAUAUGAACGCUUCAAUAUCAAUCUUUUUUUUUAUUUCUAAAUUAAAUCUAGUUAUAUUCAACUUUGAGCAAUUAUUUUAAUAUUAUUGUGUCAUCAAAAUUUAUUUAUAAUUUUUAUAGCCUCAUAAAUUUACCAAAGUUUUUUAUUAAGUAUUAUGCUUUUUUUCUUAUAAUUUUUAUCUUUUAAAUUAAGCUAAUCCUUUAAAUGUUUUAUCCUACCCCCAUCUCAUUAUAGUAAAUUAUUAAACAUUUAUAUAUGAAUAUAUAUUUAUUUUUCACACUAUUAAAAUUUACAUGAUUAA